Racocetra fulgida is the source of this 354-nucleotide messenger RNA. The record is from the annotation of a GenBank genome assembly. Lineage: Eukaryota; Fungi; Glomeromycota; Glomeromycetes; Diversisporales; Gigasporaceae.
GAACUAAUAGAGGAUUUUGAGUUAGUUGAUCUCACCUUACCAAAAUCACAAGAAUUAGAGAAUAUAAAUCAUACUGAUCUUGUAACAGAAAUUCAGUCUCUGAUUAGUCAGCUUCCUGUAACUAAUCCAAUGCAAGCAAAAAAUUUUAUUGAGGUCAAUCAUAGUAUUGAAAUGGAUAUAAUGCCUAGUGAUAAUGAAAUAAUUACUGCUGUACUUGAUCAUGACUGCAAUGAAGAUGAUGAAAAGGAAUCUGAAGUUCGUAUUUCUUAUAAAGAAGUUAUUAUAAGUAUUUAUAAUAUUUUGCAUUUUAUUGAUCAAGAAAACGAAUUUAAAAUAGAUGAAUCUUUUAGAUAG